AUGCGCCCCAGGGAGAAAGACAAAAUGUGGGCGUGGCUUUCUGAGGGUUCAACUGACGUCGUCUCUCUUCCCUUUUCUCUUCUUCUACUGUCCAUUCCCAAUGGACGUCGGUGAGAUAUGACUUUCUUUUCUUUUUAUGCGGAAAUUGCACCUAUUAGGGGCGAUUUAUGGAGUGUACCUUUUGGGGAAGGUUAUUUCAUGAAAAAAGGCUUCGAAACGAAUUUUAUCUUCUUGUACUCAACGAAUUUUAGAGAACGAGAGUAUCCCGAAAAAAAAAUCCCUGAUAUCAAUAGUGUGGAUAAAAACUUACUCACAGAGGAAAUUAUCGGGAAGAACGGAAAUGAGAAGGGAAAGCUACAUGGGCAUUCAAAAAUACAUCUCGUUUCAUUCCUUUCAAAAUUUCAGCCCAUGUGUCUCCCUCUUCUUCUGUUUCCAAUAUGGAUACGGUAAAUUUAUUGAUUUAUUCAACUCAAAAUUUUAAAUUGAGAUGAAGAAGGAAGGUCAUUUUACUUUUCAGUUAGGAAUUUUCUGAAAUUUGAGCAGCACUCUUUUAUGAACCAAGAAGAUUCUGAAAGUCCCAAACUGCUCCACUUCCUAUUUUUUGAAAUGGGUAGGCUCAAAGGCCCAAAAAGGCCUAGACGAAUUUUGAGGGUUUUAUUGUCUUUGAGGCGUCCGUUUUCAAACACUAAAAAGUCUUGCAGGUUGAGAGUUUCCGAAACUUCGUCUGGUAUAUGAAAGAGCGUUCUGGGCAAUUUUUGGAAUUUCCCAACCACAAAGAAAUUCAUCUUCCUUGUUAGAUCUUUCGCGGUUCUCCAAUAUAUAACUGAAAAUGGUAUUUCAAGGUUCACUGACGCUUUAACUUUCGCCGAAUCGCCCAAACUCUUCUGCGACGACAAAUAUGGAAGCUUUGUAGCCGGAAAGGGGUACGAUAAAAUAGAAAGAAUAGAAAAACUGGAAAAUCGGGAAAAAGAGCCCACAUCAAAACAGUGGCUUCAAAUUCUAUAAAAACUUGUAAAUUUUGUUUUUUGUAGUCACCUCGAGUUUUAAUGUUCUAGCUGUAGUAGUGUAGUAUUAAAAAAUCAGCGUUUGCUCUCAAAAAAAGUUUUUUCUAAACUUUUUAUUCUUUCGGAAAAUCUCUAAUUGUUCUGAUUUUUCAUAAAUCUUUAGAAUUUCCAAUUCUUUCUCUAAAGUUUUCUCCAUUUUCCUACAUCAGAAAGCCAUGGUCGCACUUGGAAUGGCUCGAAUGCUUCUUCAGGAAUUUUUAAGGCAAGCUUUCAAACGCAUCGCGGCCACGGAGCUUGACCAGGGCGUCUCAAAAUUUUUCGGGCGUCCCAAAAAACAACGAAUUUUUUUCCCACCUCAUCAAGAAGUUAAAAAGAAAACCUUUCAGUGAAGUCCAAUUGGAAAACGUCGAAUUUCCGAACACGCGGAACGGGAAACCUGUCGAGGAAGUUUUCAAUCUUCGCCAUCCUUGCUUCAGCCUGAACAGCGGAAAUAACUAUAAGAACCAGUUGGCUGGUAAAUAAUAUUCAUGGAAAUUAAAGUGAGCUGGGCAAAUCUUCAAGAUAUCUUCUCGCACGGGAAAUUCGGGCCACAAGUUUGCCGUCGCCGAUGUGCUCAUUUCGUGACAGCUUGUGGGCUUUCUAUUGAUAUUAUAAUUAUUUUUCGUAUUUUCCAUAUUCUUUAUUUUAAAGCUCGACCAGCUUGCGGCGAUCGAAGACCUUCCCCUGACUGGUACAUUGACAAGAAUCGCCUACAGACCAUCGGCCGUAAAUGGAACUGCUCCGAUUGGAAGAUUCCCUUGACCAAAAAGGGUCAAACCGAUGUGAGGAUUUUUAAUAGAUAAGGCUUGAUUUUUGUGAAACUGCGGGGUCCUGUUAUUUCGAAAGCUCAGAAAAAUCAGAGAAUUAAUAAAUAAAAAUUUUAAAGCCAGAAGGUCAAAAAAGCGAGCAAUAUUUUAAAGCACUCUUCGAGAAUCGAAUGCUAAAACGCAAAAAAAAAUUGUUUUUUUCGUUCCACUAUGAUUCCAAGGGUCUACUUAAAAUUGCACAGAAGUCUUUCAGAAUAAAUUCAAAGUUCUGACGAGGAAAAUUUCCUUGCUUUUCCUAACCUUUCGAAGUUUCCGAAAUACUUUUCAGAACAUCCACUAUCAGUAUUCAAGUUUGACAAGUUUGACAAAUUUAUUCAGUGUUUAAAAAAAAUUAUCUGCUGAAUCAUGGGAUAAAUGAAGUUUUCAAUAAUUUCAAAUGAUUAAAAUUAAAAACAGCCAUUCCAGGGAAUCUACCUUAUCCGCAACUACAAUUCGCUCUCUUUGACAACCCAAGAAGAUUUGCCGCCACCUUUCGCCCUUGACAACUCUUCUCUAGCCUACCUGGAUCAAUUCUCCAUCCACGGCCUCAAUUUGAUACCGUUGAUCAAAAGUCAAGAACAAGUCGCUGGAGUUGAGGAGCAGCUCAAAGUCUUCAUUGAACGACAUCCUGAAAUUACCGACGUUAGAGAAGCUUUCGAGAACUCUUGAGGUUUAGAUUAAAAUUACAGAUCUAUUAUGGUAACACGGUAACGGAAAUCGGAUACUUCACCAAGAUAAAAAUCCCCAUUUUGAAGUCGUCAACUUUAUUUGAUACGCUAAAGCUUGUGCCAAACUUGCAAAGUUUGAUGUUGACCAGGGUGAAGGUUGACGACUGGGAAAUUCCGGUAAGAAAUGAAUUCGUAUUUCCAAAUUCUUUGCUGAUGCGCUCGAAGGAACAGAAAAAGCCUCAAGAAGAGUUUCUAGUAUUAAGAAAAUUUUUCUUCUUGUACUAACUGGUGAAAAAAAUUAUAAUGUUAACUAUCAUUUUUAGGUGCUCCAAUUUUGAUGAAAAAAAAAUGAAAAUAUGUAAAAAGAAGAUGAUAAAGACAAAGGGGAGGCGUGUCUUCACACAGUUUAUGGGCAAAUAUUGUUCCAUUAACCAAAGGUAGAGCAAAAUUAAGCUGUGACAAAGCAAAUCCGCUUUCUAGGUGAUCAAUAUGAUUUACAAUUUCACAUUAACUUUAAAAGGAACUGAACAAACCUAUUAUAUUUGCAUUUUUUCGCUCGGAGACCUUGUCCAUGCGCAUUCAAACACAUCAGCAAAGAGGGCCACAGUUUUCAGAACCAAAAAAAAAAAUUGUUUUGCUAGCCCACGUCAAAGCUGAGCAAUCUGAAAGCCGUUUCGUUCAACGAUGUUGAGAUGAACAACUUACCGACUUGGCUAACUAUAGCGGAUAUUCAGGUAACUUUUUCUUCGAUAACCACAAAAAAAGACGCAGAAAAAAACUAGUAGUUCUCUAAGUUUCGUCCUCAAAAUGUGAACUGAAAUUUUUUUUUUCAGUUCUUCGAACUCAUCGGAACCGUCACCGACUCUUCUAAUCUCACCGUUUUAAGUCACCUUCCCAACUUGGAGCAUUUCAUCUUGAAAAAGUCUUUUUUUCUCUCAACCAAAAGAUUCUAGAAGUUCAAAUUAAGCUCGAAACUGACCACUUGGAAAUCCGCCUAUCUUUCUGGAAGCCCUGGCUUGGUCUCGCUCACGAUACAAUGCAAUUUGAUCACUUCUAUCGAAGUGGUAGGUCAAAAGUACGAGAUUCCAGUUGACGAAUCGUUUCAGGGCGCGUUUGACCACCUAACCAAUCUGAAAUACUUGUCAUUGGCUGGAAAUCGACUGACUAACUUGCCGGAGAACAUUUUGGCAAAGUUGGAGAAUCUCAUCGUUUUGGAUUUAAAGGCGUGGGUGCUUCUUCAAAGUUGAGGCGUAUUUUUGCAACGAAAAUUUUUACUUUUUGAUUGCCAAUCAUUGGGAUCUGCUCUGAAACGGCUUAAUUCUGACUUUAAUGAUAGGAAUUAAAAUUUUUAGGUUCGAUUUUCUCGAGAAACCAUCCGAUUACGACAGCCCCUGGAUCAAAGGUUUCGAUGAGAAACAAGUUGUUUGUCCAGCCGGCUUGAAAACAACCGAAACCGUGAAUUUCUCUUAUGAAAAAUAACGGAAAGUGCCUUUUUAGAUUCUCAGCAAAAUGCCAAAAAUACCAAACCCAGGAAAAAUCGUAGCUUUGGAAUUUCGUGGCCAGAAAAACUUUGCAGCAAAUGGGACCAAUUUUUUGAGUGGAUUUAACAGCUUGGAAGUUUUUUUUUCAGAAAAAAUUUCUAGAAAAAGAUACUUUCAAGGUUCUCAACAUUGGAAAGAUGGGUCUCAAAACAUUGGCCAAUCUGAACUUGGAUCAAAUGUGCAGUCUGUACGAUCUGAACGUGAUCAAUAACCCAUUGAACGAAGAAAAUUGGCUACCCGACCAAAUUUUCACCAAUCUUCUCUUGGAUCGCUUCCGUUUGGGUGAUUCUCAAGUGAUAUAAACACAGAUAUGAAUUUUUAUAAUUUCGAAAAUUUAAGCCAAUGUCGAAAAUUCCGACGACAUUGAUCGCUCUGAUGCGUUCUUCAAUGAAUAUCAUGUCAUCGGUUCCGAUCUCUUUGAAAAGCUCUGAAGCUUUCGCCGGUGGCUGUCAAUACGGUAUGAAAAGGGUUUCACAAGAAAAGAGUCUACAGUUGUUCGGAACAUUUUAAAAAAGCCUGUGUAUCAAGUUUUCGAUGUUUUGGACCUUGAUCUAUGGAGAUUCAAGAAGUGAAAAUUCAUUAAAAACUAUCAUUUUCGACUACUAAACUUCCUAAAACGGAAUGAUGUAGUCGCACAUGGGAUGGCUCGACGCGUUGCGGGUAGGAGCCACUUUGAUUUUCAGCUAAUAAUUUUCUCAGCCGUACGACCGCAUCGCAGCCGCGACGCAUCGAUCCAUCCUACUUUCGCCCAUAGACUUAUUCUUUCGUUUAGAAGCAAUGAUGAGAUCGACAUCUUUCCAGUACAAGCUCUCCAAUGAGAACUGCACCAGCCACGUCAGUGAGGUCAUGAAGGAAAUAAAGGUAAUUCUAUCAACUCAAGUUAUUCUCCAAUGCUAGAAACAGUUGUUUCACUCAAGUAUCCAGAAGAAAAAAAAAAUCAAAUGAUGAUUUUUCAGACGCUCGACAUCGCAAGAAGCAGCGCUACAUGUGA
This is a messenger RNA of Caenorhabditis auriculariae, 5049 nucleotides long. Lineage: Eukaryota; Metazoa; Nematoda; Chromadorea; Rhabditida; Rhabditidae. The record is from the annotation of a GenBank genome assembly.